AAUACUGUGUAUGUUCAUAGAAAAAAUUGUGAAGGACGAGGAACCUUGCGCGCGCGCGCGCUUUCUCUGUCCCUUAACUGCUCUGACCAACCCCACCUUCUUCCAGCUGCCUUGUUCCCUCUACCUCUGUCUGUCUUCUUGACGCCUUCAAGCUCCGAUUCCGAGCCACCACUCCCUCUGAGCACGAAUAAGCACAGCCGGCGAGCAGAGGACGAGCCACUGUCGACAAUGGCGGAGCCCAAGGCGUCCAAGAGCAAGUCCAAGUCCAAGUCCAAGAGCAGCCACGACGGGGCGGCGUCCAAGAAGUCCAAGGCCAGCGCCGCCGCGGCCGCACCAGGGACGCUGGACGCGCACUUCGCGCCGUGCGCGGACGUCAAGGGCCUCCGCUUCGGCGCGCAGCUCGUCACGCGGGCGCUCACCGUGCGCCGCGCCGCGCCGCUCGAGCUCCCGCACCUCCUCCGCGCCACGCCGUGCCCCUCCCCCUCCCCCGCCACCACCGCCUCCGCGGACGCGCUGUCGUUCGCGCCGACGACGACGGCCUACAUCCCGACCAACUUCGCCAUCCUGGCGCACCACGCGUGGCACACGCUCACCCUGGGCCUGGGCACCAAGAACUCCAAGGCCGCCGUGUUCGUCUUCGAGUCCGCCGCCAUGAAGGCCGCGGCGGACGCGGCGUGGCCGGGCGUCGUCCCGCUCGGCGACGUCGGACGCCGCCUCAUCCGCGCGGCGCCUGGGAAGCCCGAGAUGGCGCGCUUCAAGUUCCGCAAGGGCUGCGUCACCUUCUACGUCUACGCCGUCCGCACCGCCGGCGCGCGCGGGUUCGCGCGCGCCGACGAGCUCCGCGCCGUCGUCGAGGCCGUCGCCAGGCUCAAGGACUUCCUCGACCACACCGCCAUGCUCGCGCUCCCCGGACAGAGGAGCAUCGACGUCGCCGCCGCGCAGAUGGGCGUCGUGCAUUGAGCCAUUGACGCGCUUGAUUUCCGGUGGCGGCUUGUGGCGAACUGUGAAUAGGAUCCAUUCUUUUCUUUAAUUUCUUUUUGUUUCUUGCGGAGUGUCCAGUGUGCAUUGAUUUCUGAAUGUGGCAGUUUCUUUUUGGAUUGAGAUCGAUGUUUGUUGCGCAAUUCCUUGGUUCUCUGCUGUGAAAUUGUUCAUUAGCACCGGAAGAUGCCAUGGAAAUUUCAGUCCUAAUAAGAUGCUGAUAGGUUACCCAGUCAUAGUUAGCAUUUUUCUCUUCAGAUUAAGAGUGGAGUUACAAGACAAGCUGAUCCUUGGCUUCGCGUUUCAGUUAAAGAGAUAACGAGUGUGCCUAGUUUUCAUGCUUCGUGAGCAAAAGCGUUUGAUUUGUAGACAAUUUGUCAAAAUUCAGUUCAUGAAUGAAUUUCAUUGUCUGUCUA
Sorghum bicolor (sorghum) is the source of this 1394-nucleotide messenger RNA. RefSeq lists its product as uncharacterized. Bases 229 to 960 code for a protein of 243 amino acids. The record is from RefSeq and is a predicted model, not a curated record. The transcript has a single exon. NCBI's taxonomy places the organism in Eukaryota, Viridiplantae, Streptophyta, Magnoliopsida, Poales, Poaceae.